AUGAGCGAUUUUAAGAUGAAAAUUGACACGAUUCCUGCUGAAACAGAGCCGGAAAAGGCUGUAAAAGAAGUUAAGGAUGAAAAUAAAGUUAUAAAAUCCGAGGAAAAGCCGCCAAGAUCGCCCGAAAUGUCGUUCGUCGUUGGUGACUAUUGCCUAGUGAAACGACCCGCGGAUAACAAUUGGCGUACGUUUUUACUGAAAUUUGACAAUUUUUUUCUUGUUGCUUGUGAUAUAUUUAUACAAGCUACUAGCUGUGAUAGAUUUUGAGGUUUUCCUUUAAAAAUUCUUGGUUUAAUAGCAAGUUUUAAGGGGGAAAUUUUCUGUAUAUUUGGGUAUGUUUAUAUUUUAGUCAGGCUUAUAAUUCAUGUUAAUUAUUAUAAUCUAUAUUAAUAUAUUAUAGAUCCUGCGGAAAUUAUUCAAAAAAGAACUAACAUUGAUGAUAAUUCAAUUGAAUACUACGUUCAUUACAGUGGAUGUAAGUAAAAUUUGACAAGUAAGGGUUCAAGUUGCUGCACAAAACAUAAAAUCGGGUCGUUCCAGAAAAAUCCACACUCCUACUGCGAAGGAAAUUUCUGCCGUCCAGAGGGGGAGGGGAGAAAAUUGUUUCCGAUAAUAGUAAGUGUAUUAGGAUGUCUGAAGUUUCCAAUUUCCUCUGUGGAGUGGUGUGGAUAUUUUCUGCAAUGACAAACUGACAUUUUUCUAAACCUAUUCAAAUUAUGUAUAUAUGUAAUGCACUUGCUAGGCACUGCAUAAUAGUACGGGCCUUAUCAAGUGUUUUGACUGAAAUCAAUUAUUUUUCCCAGUUAAUCGUCGUCUUGAUGAGUGGGUAUCGGACGUCAGGGUUGAUGUAUUUAAGACAAGUAUACCUGAAGAAAAGUCAGAGGAAAAGUCUGAUAACGAAGGGCCUGAAAGAAAACUGACACGAAAUCAAAAACGAAAACACGAUGAGAUCAACCAUGUGCAAAAGGUGAAAAUAAAGACAUUUUUAUUACAGAACCAACAUGAUUUCUUACACUGCCAAACUGUAAAAGUUGACUUGACUUGGGCAGGAUUUGAACUCGCAUCUUCAAAACUCCAGCCAGCUCUACCUAUUGAACUAUUUAUCAAGUUGUUUCUAUCAAUAUAUUUUUAGACGUACGCUGAAAUGGAUCCUACAACAGCUGCAUUAGAAAAAGAACAUGAAGCAGUAAGUAUUGUAUUCAAUGUGUAUUAUGAUACUUUUUGUGUGUGUUGGUGUUAUGUACUCAGGUGAAAUGAUGUUUGUGAUGUGACUCUGAGUGUGUAUCCUGUUCUUUUUGGAGUGCUGACUUUGAGUGUUUUAAUUGCAGAUCACAAAAGUGAAGUAUGUGGAUAAAAUCCAGAUAGGGAAAUAUGAAAUAGACGCAUGGUAUUUCUCACCAUUCCCUGACGACUAUGGUAAACAAAACAAGCUCUGGAUCUGUGAAUAUUGUCUCAAGUACAUGAAAUACGAACACACGUUUUGUGAUCACAUGGUAAGUGUUUGUUAAGCAACUUUUAGACAACAACAAGUUCAAAGUGGGGCUAACUAUCGGUAGUAGUAUACUCUCCAAUCAUUUGAUCAGGAUGAUUUGGCAACAUUGCUCAUAUUCUGUUAUUCAUCUGAACAUUUAAUCACUUUAAUUUUGUUUCUUUGUGAUAUUAUAUCCAUUUGUUCAGACAAAAUGUACAUUCCGUCAACCUCCUGGGAAGGAAAUCUACCGUAAAGGAACAAUUUCGGUUUAUGAAGUUGAUGGCAAAGAUCAUAAGGUAUGUCGUGGACUGCUUUUCAUCACAAAGUGGAGAAAAUCUGCUCACAAAUGAGGUGCUAAUUUGAAGUUUGCGUUAUUGUGUUUUUACAUUAGAUCUACUGUCAGAACUUGUGUUUAACAGCAAAGUUAUUUCUGGACCACAAGACGCUUUAUUUCGACGUUGAGCCGUUUGUGUUUAACAUCUUAACAGAAGUGGACAGAGAUGGAGCUCACUUAGUGGGAUAUUUCUCAAAGGUACUUGAGUGUCUGCUUGGAUAUAUUCACAGAUUUCAGCCAGAAAAUGUCAUUUAAAAAGAAUGAAUUACUUUUUAGGAAAAAGAAUCACCAGAUGGGAAUAACUUGGCAUGUAUUCUAACGCUACCACCUUACCAACGAAAAGGAUAUGGGAAAUUUCUUAUUGCAUUCAGUAAGAAGACCCUUUCUAUUACAGUAUUUAAUUUUAAUUGACAACUUGCUACAAGGUUUUUGAGCUCAACUGACUUGUUACAAGUUGUUCCAACAACUUCUUGUUGUUCUACAAUUUGUCAACAAGUUGUGAGUGACAACCUUGUAGCAACUUGAUACUUUUAAAAUGUACAAAUUCUACUAAUUCUUGAUAGGUUACGAGCUGUCCAAGUUAGAGGCAGCGGUUGGGUCACCAGAGAAACCUCUGUCAGAUCUUGGAAAACUGAGCUAUCGUAGUUACUGGUCGUGGGUACUUCUUGAUAUUCUCAGAAAUCUGCGAGGAGCUUUCUCUAUUAAAGAUUUAAGGUACGCGUUUAGAAGUAUGUUUAAGUUAUGUAGCAUGCAUAAAUUAUACAAAGGGUAAUUACCUAUUCAAAGCAAGACAACUUUUUGCGGAUAAAAACAUAAACUCCUGUAAUUAAGGGUACAUUAUACCUGAUAGGUUUCCGUAGCGGCGCGAAAAAACACCUAUCCGAUACGGAAUGUACAACUUUCAGAAGCUGAGCGAGACAACAUCUCUCCGUUACAAAUAAUUCCUCUGAAAAUAGCGUUCCUAAAAGGUGCGGAUAGUUGUUUUUUUCGUACAGUGUCAACGCAAGGCAUGGCCCUUACUGGAACGUCAAAUUAGAACUGAAGGAACAACUAUCAAGCAUAAAUACAAAAUAAUUUUAUUUCCUCUUUCUUGCAGUACGAUGACAAGUAUCACCCAGGAGGACAUCAUCAGUACGCUACAAUCUCUCAACAUGAUCAAAUAUUGGAAGGGACAACACGUGAUUUGCGUCACACCAAAGCUAGUGGAGGAGCAUGUCAAGAGUGCGCAAUACCGCAAACCAGUACUGACUGUAGACACUUCCUGCUUGAGAUGGGCGCCAACGAAGAAAGUGAAGAAAAUCAAACAUUGA
Molecule: messenger RNA, 3115 nt
Organism: Paramuricea clavata
Lineage: Eukaryota; Metazoa; Cnidaria; Anthozoa; Malacalcyonacea; Plexauridae
Source: the annotation of a GenBank genome assembly